CGGGCGACCUCUCUCAAAUCUCAGAUCCCUCUCUCUCUCUCUCUCUCUCCCGCCGUCCCUCUACGCGUUCGCAGCUCCCCUCUUCUGCCUCGGCCGGGUCGUCCUAGCCUUCAGUCACCGGCCACCACUGCACCUCGCCGUCGGUUCCUGCGCAUCCAGAAGUCUCCGGCGUCUCCGCUCUCGGGUGAAAGAAAAUGCCACUGGGGUUGAUCUUAGGCUUAGGACGGGCAUUUCGAAGAAAGCGGACGUCAUCCCUUGACAUUCUCUCUUCAAAGAGGGCUCCACGUGAUUACUACAAGGGGAAGAACUGCAAGCCCACUGGAUUCCAUACCCGCAAAGGUGGAUAUGUUGUGAUGAAUGAAAAGCUUCCAAAUUAUGUAGUUCCAGAUUUAACUGACUUCAAGCUAAAGCCAUAUGUCUCACAGUGCCCAAGAGAAGUUAAAACUAUGGAUGCAGCUGAUGCAGCAAAAUAAUUCAAACCAUGUAAACAUAACUAUAAUCCCCCCUUUCUAUGCUGGCGAUUUUGUGAUAAACUAGCAUGAGUAGUUCUGAGAAAUAUAGAUCAAUUUGGAUGUUACCUCGCAGAUUAUUAAUUGUAUGAACAUGUUUAGUACUUAAUAAUUUACACAGCUGUCUGCCUGUCA
Molecule: messenger RNA, 644 nt
Organism: Juglans regia (Persian walnut)
Lineage: Eukaryota; Viridiplantae; Streptophyta; Magnoliopsida; Fagales; Juglandaceae
Product: 39S ribosomal protein L41-A, mitochondrial-like
Exons: 4
Coding region: 195-473 (92 amino acids)
Biological process (GO): translation
Cellular component (GO): mitochondrial large ribosomal subunit
Molecular function (GO): structural constituent of ribosome
Source: RefSeq, a predicted model, not a curated record